GUGUGUGACUCGAUCUCUUCCACAGACUCCAGCAGGAUGAAUGUCCCCGGUGACGUCAGCGGAGUGUUUUGGCUGCACUAGGCGCUCCGGACACAGCGCUGCUGCUGCUGCUGCUGUAAAAAUGCUGCUCUCUGUGCCGCCAAGGACAGGAAUCAACCCAUAUAACGGCUAUACCAGCAGAACCAGUAAAAAGCAGGCGUAUGCAUCCUCCACCCAGCAGAUGGCACCACCCAGUCCCAACACCACCACCAGCAGUAAUGGAAGCAGCAUUGCUGGAGACCAGCUGAGUAAAACCAACCUGUACAUCCGUGGUCUCCAUCCAGGAACCACAGACCAGGACCUUGUCAAACUCUGUCAACCCUAUGGAAAAAUAGUGUCUACUAAGGCCAUCCUUGACAAGACCACCAACAAGUGUAAAGGCUAUGGCUUUGUGGAUUUCGACAGCCCGGCCUCUGCACAGAAAGCGGUCACAGCGCUAAAGGCCAGUGGAGUUCAGGCUCAGAUGGCAAAGCAACAGGAACAGGACCCCACCAACCUGUACAUUUCCAAUCUGCCUCUGUCUAUGGAUGAGCAAGAGUUAGAGAGCAUGCUCAAGCCCUUCAGCCAGGUCAUCUCCACACGCAUCUUACGAGAUGCAAACGGCACCAGCCGAGGAGUGGGUUUCGCCAGGAUGGAAUCGACUGAAAAAUGUGAGGCCAUCAUUCAACAUUUUAAUGGCAAAUACAUCAAGACUCCACCUGGAGUAGCAGUGCCUAUAGAACCCUUGCUGUGUAAAUUUGCGGACGGGGGACAGAAGAAACGUCAGAAUCAGGGGAAAUAUCAUCUAAAUGGGCGGCAGUGGCCAAGAGAGGGCGAAACUGGCGGGAUGACGCUAACAUAUGAUCCUACUCCUGCUUUACAAAAUGGGUUUUAUUCCCCUUCCUACAGCAUCGCUCCUAACAGAAUUAUUGCUCAGACUUCUAUCUCUCCCUACAUGCACUCACCUCUAUCCACCUACCAGGUACACAAUCCCUCCUGGAUACAUCACCAGUCUUACCUCAUGCAGCCCACAGGCACCGUCCUCACGCCUUCAGUGGACCACACCAUGACCAUCCAGCCAACUGCCAUAUUAGGCCCUCUCACACAGCAGCUCAGCCAUCUAACCCUGGGCAGCACAGGCACGUAUAUGCCUGCAAACACAGCUAUGCAAGGGACCUACAUACCACAAUAUGCCCAAGUGCCUCCUUCAAGCAUUACAGCUGAGGAAAAUAGCGUCCAACAGCAGCAAGUUGCCAUAGAGACACCCACAGACCACACAACAUACUCCUACCAGCAUGUACAUUCAUAGGAAUGAUGGAGGACUUUGGAUACGGAACCACCUCUCUUGACAUGAAAAGAAAUGGAUAUUGUGAAAAGGAACUGAGAACCAUGUCUCUUUCCAACUGAUGAAAGCAGACAUUUUUCUUGCGACUAUUUUUGUUUUCUUUUUUUCAUUGGAGAAGGCCAACCGAUAAUGAAGCUUUACCUAUUUUAGUAAGUGAAAGACUUGGGUGGAGAAAGCUAUGACCACAAGAUGUCAUAAAAGCAAAGUAAGCUUUUUUUAACACAAAGACUCACAUGCACACGAACACACACACACACACACACACACUCCAACACACUUUGAGAAAUAUUUUUCUGCGACUUUAUUUUCUAAAACAUUCUGCAAAGCCAGAAUGAAACAACUACGAUGUUCCAGCACCAUGUGUCAUGUUAAUUUGUUUUUAUGUUUUUGUAAAAUUAUUCCAAGAUUUUGUUGACUGCUUUUGAACUUUCUGCUGCAAAAAGGGGGGAUUUUGUACAUAUAUGUAUAAAAAAAAAACAGUUUUUGCAAAGAUCUUGCUGCAUUUUUCUUGAAUAUCGAUUUAAGAAAAUUCCAGAGGAACCUGCUGAAACCAGCAGCUAAGUUGUUUGAAUAGAUUUACAGAAAAAUGUGCUGUAUCGAAGAGUGUCGUAAAUGCACUCUCUGUUUCAAGCAAGUAAGACUAUAGACUGAAUUCUGAAACCAAGACCUCAUAUCCCCUCACAAAAAAAAGUCCUUUUUUUCCUUCCAAAAUGCUGCUUUAUCUUGUAAGUUAGGUUAUGCUCUGUUUAAAUGUUGAGAUUUAUUUUUGUAUUUGAAGAAACAUUUUUUAAAGAAAAUUUCAAAGAGAAGCUAUUUGGAUGAUAAACUUUUUAUGGCUUUGUUUUCAUGUCAAUGGUUCUGUCUUGCCUCUUCAUACAUAUUGGUUAUGUCUGUUCUUUUACGCAUUGUAAAGAGUGCUCCACCAACUCUGUAAUGUAGGCCUGUAAAUUAAUUUUUCUUGCCUUGGUGAGUGAGGAGUGUGUUCUUUGGGCUGUGUCCCCUGAGCUAUAAAAUCGCAA
Molecule: messenger RNA, 2382 nt
Organism: Pimephales promelas (fathead minnow)
Lineage: Eukaryota; Metazoa; Chordata; Actinopteri; Cypriniformes; Leuciscidae
Gene: rbms2b
Product: RNA binding motif, single stranded interacting protein 2b
Cellular component (GO): ribonucleoprotein complex
Molecular function (GO): RNA binding
Source: RefSeq, a predicted model, not a curated record